Liolophura sinensis is the source of this 8109-nucleotide messenger RNA. RefSeq lists its product as uncharacterized. The transcript has 15 exons. Lineage: Eukaryota; Metazoa; Mollusca; Polyplacophora; Chitonida; Chitonidae. Bases 682 to 7737 code for a protein of 2351 amino acids. The record is from RefSeq and is a predicted model, not a curated record.
UGAUUACAUGAUCAGAGAAAAGUAACAGUCGCUCAAUUUUUAUGUUUCGGAAAAUUUUUUUCAAAGGUUAGAAAGUUUCAAAGUAAAUUUCAAUGGACAAUGCCUUCAAAAGUCUACCGAAGCUAAUGGACACACAAGUUGAAAAGUGUGAAAGAAGUGACAGUUUGUCAACAACAACAGACCUAGAACCUGAAGUUGAAAUGGCAGCACAUUUAAAGACGAAGUGAUGCACGGCCUUGCUGACAGUUUGGACAGCUGGCCAGUGGUUAUCCAGGCAUCUAGGCAGAACAAUCCCUAACCCUGUCUCAGCAUUUGCCUCAGGAGUACCAUUUGGCAGGUUCAACCGCUAGUAUUUGGAUUGUAAACUGAAGUGGAAAGUUUUGUGUUUGCAUAUUAUACUUAGGUUAGUUUCAAUUGAACAGAUAGUGUUAAUGGAUUUUACCGACUGUCAGGUUUUUACUGUGGACAGCAAACAAGGAUGUGAUGGCCCAGUGUUUUAGAACUUUUCCGAAGCCAAAACCUGAACAAAAGGAAGGAAACCUGGUCUUUGUGGGAAGCACAAGGAUAAACACUGCAGUCUGGUACCAGUGGAUGUGAAGCCACCCUUUGUGACAGCAGUGCAGUGGCUACUGACUGUUCGGCCCCAAAAAGAUGGUAGCUAACACCUAGCUACCAUAGAGCAUGGCCGACAAGGAUGACAAUGUAAGGAAAACCACUGUGACAAGUGAAGAAGUGCAGAAUGGUCAACAGAGUCGCUAUGUCAAAGCGGAAAGUCAGCAAGUACUGCUGGGCCAGACUGUGGAGGUGGAACACACAACGACUCACCUCAGUCAGGUGUCAGUACAACAACAACAACUGAGUGGUCAGUAUGAUCUGAUGUCUCAGGCUGCCGCACUGGCCCAAGUGACCAGCGAUGUGGCACCUCAUCCCUCAACAGAUAGCCAGAUUAGUGCCUCAGGGUCUGGUGCUCUGGGCCCCUCCCCUGCACAGGAAAGUGUGGGUACUGUCUCCAUGGCUCAAACCACGGACGUGACAUCCACGGUGAAGAUGCGGACACAUACCCGCUCUGCCGUGGAAACCCAGCAACGCCUAGGGGAUAGGCUGACUCAUCCAUCUGAUGACUACGACAUGGAACAUGACAGGAAGCGAGAUAGUACCCACAUCCUGGAAAAAUUUGAAGAGCAAGCGAAAUCUUUCCAGGAACAAAUGUUACUUUUACCAUCGAAACCCAAGAAGCCAAGAACUCCAAGCCCUGGCAUCUUUCGUCAAAGUGUUGGCUUGGAUCACCUGGACAAUCUGGUAAGACUUAUGGAGCAGUUGACUCAGCUGCGUGAUGAGAACUGUCGCCUGAAGAAGCGCUGUGAAUACCUGGAGAAUACAAAGAGUCUGCUACAGGUGAGGACGUUGAUGGGGGGUCAGGAAAUCCCAAUGGAGGGUCCCCCGCCAGCCCCAGCAGGGUACCUCACCCUGCCCACCACAUCCAGACCCAAACAGCGCCGGCUCUCUGAGGACCUGGGCGUGGAGUCACGCCCGCGUCUGGCCAGUGCCGAGGACAGCCAAUAUCUGGACACAGAAACGACCGAGGAGAAUCUUACCAGUGGGGAGAUGGAGCCUCGGAAACGCUUACACAAACGUAGCUACUCCACUGGCUCCAUUGACGUGCCUGAUGGUGUCAUGAGUGAGGAACAGGUUUCGGAAGCCAACGGCUCCAAGCACAGGGAGCCGCUGGCAGAUAUAGGCAAAAGUAGCCUGAAACACAAGAAGAAGUCUAAAUGGGCAAAAGUGAAGAAGGUGUUCUCUGGACACAAGUCCACAGAGGAGACUGGAGCGGCAGGCGGACAAGAACCAGAAGGGGGGAUAACUCUGACAGUGCCUGAUCUGACUGGUCAGGACGCGGUAGAGAAGCACCUUUUGGCCACACCCCAUGUUGGCCUGUCGGAGAGCCGCUCCGUGGACAGUGGGGUGGGCAGUGGUCUGGAGGGCGCAGACACCUUACGUAUGUCCACUUCUUCAGGAGAACCUUCUAGUCCCUCAAGGAAAAUGGUGCACUCUCGGUCUGGGUCUUCCCAGCAGGACACCCCAGGGGAGUCCGGGGCAGAGUCCUGGGUGGGGCCUCCGGGCUGGGAGGAGUGUCAGACCCAGAGACAAGGUAGCUUCGCCUCAGGCUUAAGUGAUGAGGGCUCCUCUGCUGAAGGCAAGAGCUCCAAAGCUCACAGUGCUAAAGAGGGCAAAGAAAAAGCUCAGUAUUUAAAGGUAGACAGUAGAUACCCUUAUGUCCGGCGCUCCUCCAGUCUGGAGGGCCUGGAAGAGCUACAGAAAAACAACAAGGAUGAGGCCCGUCAGACGCGUCUGCACCGCUCUGCAAGCACGAAGAGUGACGGGAAGUCUCCCUCCCCUGACGGGGACGGCAGUAGCUCAUCCAAGGAGAAGAAACUACACAAGUCAGCCUGGGGUCGCGUCAAGGACAUCAUCCAUACCCGUAAGGAUAGCCUGAAAAAGAGAACUAAGAAAGUAGACAAAUCAGACUCUGAAAUAUCAGAAGGUAUAGAAUAUUCUGACUUCUUGGCAGACUUAGGCGAAAUAUCAGAAGGGAAAGUCUCUCCAAAAAGUAGCACAAAGUCUCGAAAUGGUCAGGAGGCUGGCAGACAAUCGGUCGAUGCUGGAGCUAAGAAGUCAUCUCGGCUUAAAAGCUCGGGAUCUGGAAGCUCUCCCCCAGGAGUAGGCUCUUUACUUCCCCCACAGCAUAGUGUUAUGAGCCUAGAUGUGUCUCAGCUUAUGGGGGCCAUGACUGAUGAGUAUGUGAAGAAAAUGCAGGAGUGGGAAGAGAUGAAGAGCAAGAAGCCAGCAGGGUCAAGAGGGUCUUUAUCACCAGCUAAAAGUAAAGAACAGCGUUCCAAAGAGGGGACACCUGAAGGAGCAGUCACACCCGUAGAGCCCCCCUGGCAUUCCAUCAACGUGGAUGAGAUACAAAGGAGCCUGACGGAAAGUUUUCACCGCAAGCUACAAGAGUGGGAGAAGAUGAAGUAUCGACGUGACCACAGCCCGAUGAUGGAGCGCAAAAGUACCUCCAGCGCCAAGAAGAAGGAGGAGAGGAAACCAAAAAAGUCUAAAAGCGAAAAAGAAAAGGAGAAACAAGAUAGACUUCGUGAAAGAGAAAUUCACAGAGUUGAAAAAGAGGUUCAAAAGUUGGAGAGGGAAAAAAUACGCCUCGAAAAAGAACGGUUAAGGGCUUUAGAAAAAGAGGCGAAAAUUGAAAAAAUGAAAGGCAGAUUGAGUCAAGCGGACAUUGAAACAAAGAUAAAAAAUCCCAUACUUGGUCCACUAAGUGAGUAUAAGGUGACGACAGAGUUUGCUCGUAAGCUUCAUGAGUGGGAGGUGAGGAAGGGCAUGUCGCAGGAAGCAUCUACAUCAUUGUAUCUAGAGAUCCAGAAGAGGAGUUUAGAGUUAGCUGACGAGAUGUACCAUGGGGAAGCUCCUAAACAUUCCAGACCAGGGAGGGAGAGACGAGUGGGCAGCACAGACACCCUUAGCCCACCUGUGUCUCCCUUACCUAAGGACACACCAGUCUUCACUCUAGAGGGGUCGCCCUCAGAUGAGCCAGUGGAGGGAGAGCUGGAGAGACAGCUAUCUGAGGAAUCCAGUCUGCCACCCCCAGAAGCUGAGGGUAGCAGUAGUGUCACAGAGGAGGGGCUCACAUCCGUCAACAUUGUGAGCCUGGAGAAGGCCAAUGUGAGUUUAAUGGAGGAGUUAAGGAAGAAGGAGAAUGAGUACAUGACAGCUCAGCUGGAGGUGCACAAUCUUAACAUGAAGCUGCAGACCAUGAAGGACAGCCAUACAAGAACGCUGGUAACCUACAGACAGGAAAUGGAGACAUUACAGCAGGGUGAGCAACCAUUACCCCAGGUGUCCCUGACAGACCUGGAGGGGAAGAUACAGGAACUAGAGACGUUUGGAGACAGGGUUGUGCUGUCUAUGGAGAGUGCUGCAAUCUGUAAAUUUCAGAGUAUAGAGGGAGAGGAAGCUGUAGGCGAUCAGCUUAUGGAGUUAGUGGAUCAGAUGAAAUCCAUGUUGUCUAAAGUCUCCCAUACAGAAGAAGCCUCCAAACGUUCUUCCAUGAUGCAUGAUUUUGAAAAACUGUACAGCCAUGCAAUGCAACUGCAAGUGCAAAUGAACAACUUACGAUUGAGUCACCUUGAGAGAAACAAGGAGAUAAUGGAUCUGAAGAGACAGUUGCUGUUACAGGAAGUAACAAACUUGCUGUUACAAGUUGACAUUACACGGCGAGAGACAGAGCUCACCCACUACAAGGAGUCCAAACAACGUUCGCUGAAUCGCUCCAGUACAUACAGUGACCUUGAUCCAGAUGAAAAGGUGGACACUGAUGAUUCAAGCCCUAAACCCUCAGAACAUCACUUUUCAAGUUUGAAGGAGUCUUUACAGUAUGAAACAAAAGAGGUUGAAGGGGAAAGGUCACCCAAAAGUCCUGCAGAAGGAGAUACCUCCAGGGAGCAUACUUUGGAUGUGUUUUUUCCAUAUGAAGGACGCGCCAGAAGCAGUACAACAUCGGCUGAUUCCACGGAGUUAAGUUCAGCUAAAUCUGGUGACACAGGCAGUAUGAGUGACGACCCAUUUGUGGCCUCCCUGCCUGCAUCUGAAUCUGUGGAAAUGUUACCCCCUGACCAAUGUGGUACACCUGCAGAUGGUCAAGACAGCGACAGUUUACCUGUGCUCAAACUACAGCCUGUUCCUGCAGCCAAAUCCAAACACGAGAAACAGGACUCUUUAAAAGUGUUACCUGAACACACUGAGUCUGCUGUGUUUUUCACCGCAGAUCCUGAGAGUGAUACAAAAACAGAGAGGGACUCAGGUGUGAUGUUACCUGAUCAGCUGGACACUGGUAUGAUUGUUCACGAGGAAGACCUUACAGGGGUUAUAUCACAUGAUCCAGGUGUGACAAGUGUGAGACUACCUGAAGAGACAAUCACAGCUGUAGGUUUACCUGAACGAAGUGAUACAGAUGUGACAUCACCUGUGACGGACAUUACAUUUGAACAAAGUGUUACCGGUGACUCUUGGGUUUCAAGGGAUCAAACAUCACCUGAGCAAUCUGACAAUCAAGUACAUGUACCUGUAAAAGCAGGUAUAUCUAUCGUACAGGAGGCAGUAACUUCAGCCGUACGUUCCCCUUCAGUGGAAUCUAAACAGAUUUUACAUCGACCAUCAGAGACUGUGCAGUGUCCAUCAACAUCUUCCCAAGCUGUGCAGCCAUUGGCCUCUGUUGCUCAAUCAACAACAUCAGGAGUAGGGCCUCAAGAAAAUCCUGACCGUCCAAAGACUGUGGUACUGACAAAACCUGCCAAGCUGCGGCAAGACAGCACGUCUAGGCUGUUUGCUCAGUCUGCAAGGCUGAAGAUGGACAGUAGUUCAGCUGCUCAAGAUACCCACUCCCCUGUUGCUGUCUCACACCAUGUCAUCUAUAGCUCAUCUCAACUCCAUUCUAACCUCCCAAGGGGAGAGAAACUGUCUGAGUGGCUAAAGCGAGAGCCCAAACUUCCAAAACUUGUGAUUCCAGAUUAUAAAAAAGUGGCCAAAGGAAGCGAGAAGCCACGACUGGAGAAGACCUCUGCUGUAGAGGAAGACUCUAAUGAUGUAUUAUAUCUCCCAGAUUCUGGGGGUAGGACUGAAGAACCUGUGACGGGAUUACCACCCAGUCCUGUAAUACGCUCACGACAAACCAGGCGCCUCCGGGCCGAGGAAAAGCUCAGUCAGCAGAAACACACCACUUCCGACCUAGCCAGGUUACCAGCCACACCCCCCAGAAACAGCCGACAUCGCAUGGCAAAGCAGGAGCAAACACUAGAAGAACAGCAGAAUGGUCGGAGAAGUUUGUACGUAACAUCAGAUCCUAACUUACAGAUUCCUCUGGCCAGCAUGGAGCUGUUAAAGCAGUCAGAGGAAUUAGAGGCCUCUUGUAGGAGCGCCCCCGAUGGUUUCCCCCGUACCUCCCCCUCUCACCCAGACCUCAGCCCGGAUGGGGGAAGAUCAACAGAAGGACACAAGCCAAUCAGUGAUAUGAUUUCAAAGUUUGAAAAACAGUCUACAGCUGAGUCAGCACAUGGGAUAAUUGGGCUGAGGAAAAGCCCCAGUCCUACAAUAGUAUCACAUGUGUCACCCAUACGUAAACUCAAACCCGCCUCCGAGCUGCUGCAGGAAAGUCAGAAAUCCAAAGGGAGAGCACUCUCUCCACGUGGUCAUGUGCAUCGUCUGGAGGCGAUGACACAACGGACCCAGUCAGAGGAGAACACAAGCAGCACAAGGAGUCAGAACAAAGAGAAUGUGUCAGAGGUCAGUUAUGUGCAGACCAUGGUGCAUCGGCUGUCGCGUGAGACAACACCAGAACGCAGACAUGGAUCCAAGGACAGCAGCCCACGUUCUGGCUCCAGCAGUGUCAUCAGGAGUGAUUCUCCGCGAUCUAACUGCGAGUUUGUCCAGCACAUAGUCAGAAAACUGUCCACAACAACAGAACCCGAUCACAAUCGCUCCCUCUCCCCGCUGAAAGACCUGACCAAUGACGGUCAAGUGAAGUCUCUGACAGAAGCCUUCAGCGCGGGAAGUUCCCGCAGCUCACCGGAGAGGAUGGGCGUCCCCACGUCCCCAUCCCGCAGCCGCGCCAGGCUCGUGCAGAAGACGCGCAGUGCGAGCUCAAGUCGGUCCCCGCCUGUGUCACGGGCGGUCCACCCUCGUCUUACCAGCCCCAGCCAGCCUGGGACGGACAUGGUUAGUGUGUAUGAUAAACAUGGCAUGGGGUCUACAUCACCGACCUCCCCCCGAUCACAACCCCCCACACGGGGACGCUUUGUUGGAUUGAGUCAGCCUAUCCCCUAUAAGCCAGAUUCAGCUAUAAGCGUAACAUGUUCACUGCCAUCCAGCGUACUAACUACACACCCCUAUCCCAGUUUAGCAGGUCAUCCCUACCCCUAUCCGCAUACAGGGUCUUCGGUGGCCAGUGUUAUUCCUGAGGAGCGCAUCAGUGCCAUCAUGGAGGACUUGUCAUCUGUAGACUCCUCGCCUAUACCUUCCCUUGACAGGACGAGAGUAACUGAACAGACUAGAGAAAUGGAAGGAACUCGUGUGAAAUUUGAAGAAAAAAGUAUUUCUGAUAUUGAAGUGCUUGAGAAAAAUAUAGUGACUCCAGUGACUCCAGAACCAGAGACUCCGGGAAGGAGCAAGAGUCCAACUUCGCCUCGCUUCAAGAGGAGUCUUUUCUCAAAGGGCGGCCAGGGAGGGAAGAAAUCCAGUGCUCAAAAGUUACCUCCCUUGCCCAAGUCGGCUGAGAAGCCGGCACAGUCUGGGGGUAAAGGACUGAGGGGGACCAUCGGGACGCUAUGUCAGCAGGCAAUGUCCUUUGACUUAGGCAUUAGCCUACACCUGAGUAAAGACCAGGAUCAUGACAGAGUGGACUUCAGGAAGAGCGACCCUGUCAAACUGCCCAGUGACUGCCCUCAGGGCAUGCCCCCUAAGUCUCCGUCUACCCACAGUGAUGAGGGUGGACUAUCCCCACAAUCCACCGAUGACAAGGGCAAAUCUAAGGGCAAAUUUCUCGACUACAGCUGGUUACAAAAGUCCAAAAAGCUUUUUAAAGUUUCGAAUCCCCCGCCCACGUCGCAGCCUGAAGACUCAAGCUGUCAGGCGUGUCACGGCCGGCCGGGAGAUAGCAACGUGUUCACUGUGUUGUAGAUAACCCAGGGUAAGGUUUACAAGCUGGCCCCUUGUUUUGUGCCAGUCUGUUUGUCUGUCUGUCUGGUGUUAGUACAGUGUAUUGGCUUCAGCUGUCUAAUCCCAUGGCCUAACAUACAUCACAUUUAUACACUGCUUGAUAUCGUUAAGUGAUAACCUGUCAUACAUGUAGCAACUUCUCAAGAUGGAUGCCACUUGGAUACCGCAUUUGGUUACAAUGAUACAGUUACACAUUAUAGUCUACCAGUAAUAAUAUUUUUACAUCAAGUUAGCUGUGCACUUGAGUAACGUGAUUAUUUCUUGAUUUCUAAAAUGUGAUACCUCUGUUAUUCCGCUUUAAUUGGGAUACUUGUAAUUCCAUUUGCACAGUGU